AAUAACGUUUGUUCUUUUUCCUUGCUCCACCGUGUUAGGGUUUUGCAGAGUCGGCAUUUUUGUUUACUUCACAUUUCACAACAACACUUCACACUUCACACUUCACUCACACCAAACACAAUGAUUUUGGCUUUCAUAUAAUGCCAUUCCUUGGGACCCCAAACAUUGUUUCGACAAAUACUUCAAAAUAUCGUCCGUCUACGGUACGCUAUUUUGCCCCUUCAUGCUUUUCUCGUUGCUCUUCUAGAUUCUAUUCGUUUCGGGAAACUUGGUUUUCGAUUCGAUGAAUAUCCAUCGACACUUUAGCACAGUGGGCUUCUGGAAGCUUCCACUGCAAGGAAACCCGAUUCUACCAUUGGCCAAAUCGCGGUUGUUACGCAUUAUUCAGAGAUGAUGGGUUCGAAUUCGUACCAUGAAUUCGGUAACCCUUUUAGGUUCAAAGAGGGUCCAUAAAUGUUCCCAUUCUUUGAUUAUUUUGCGGAGAUUAUGUAACCAUCCGUUUGAUGGUGAUGGGUUCGAAUUUAUUGAGGAACCUUUGAAAAAACUGGGUUCAGAUUAUGAUUCCACCGUGGAUGAAAGGCUCCAUGUGAACGAGGAUUGGGGUUUUAAGCAAAAGCAAUUCUCACUUAGAAAAGGAUUCUUAGAAACUGUUAAGUUAGAUGCUAAGAGGGUCCUUGAGGUUCUCCGGCAAGAUGGUCCCGGUCUGGAUGCGAGGUUGGUUUUAGGUGAGUUGCAUGUAAGGCCAUCAGGGCUUCUUGUGAGGGAGGUUCUCUUUGGAAUUUUGAAGAACAUAAAUUGUCAGAAUAAGACCAGGUGUGCAAAGCUGGCAUAUAAGUUUUUUGUGUGGUGCAGUCAGCAAGAGGGUUACCAGCACACUGUGAAUGCGUAUCACCUAGUUAUGAGCAUAUAUGCUGAGUGCGAGGAGUUUAAGGCAUUGUGGAGGUUGGUUGAUGAGAUGAUUGAGAAAGGGCUUCCGGCUACUGCUCGUACUUUCAAUAUAUUGAUCCGUACUUGUGGUGAGGCAGGAUUGGCUAAGAAUUUGGUGGAGAGGUUCAUAAAAUCAAAGACAUUUAACUUCAGGCCUUUUAAGCACUCCUACAAUGCAAUCCUGCAUGGUCUUCUUGUUUUAAACCAGUACAAGUUGAUUGAAUGGGUUUAUCAACAGAUGUUGCUUGAUGGAUUUCCUUCAGAUAUUUUAACUUAUAAUAUUGUCAUGUAUGCCAAGUACAGACUAGGAAAGUUGGAUCAAUUUCACAGACUGCUUGAUGAGAUGGGUAGAAAUGGAUUUUCUCCAGAUUUUCACACUUUCAAUAUUCUUCUUCAUGUUCUUGGCAAGGGGGACAAACCGCUUGCAGCUCUCAAUCUUUUAAAUCACAUGAGAGAAAUGGGUAUAGAACCAACGGUGCUUCAUUUCACUACAUUGAUAGAUGGACUCAGCAGAGCUGGGAAUCUGGAUGCUUGCAAAUACUUUUUUGAUGAAAUGAUAAAGAAUGAAUGCAGGCCAGAUGUGGUGGCUUACACUGUAAUGAUAACAGGAUAUGUAGUGGCUGGUGAGAUUGAGAAAGCACUGGAAAUGUAUCAAGAUAUGAUUUCUAGAGAACAAGUUCCAAAUGUUUUUACAUACAAUUCAAUAAUUCGGGGAUUAUGUAUGGCAGGAAAAUUUGAUGAAGCGUGCUCAAUGCUCAAGGAAAUGGAGACCAAAGGUUGUAGUCCAAAUUCUGUUGUCUAUAAUACAUUAGCGAGUUGUUUGAGGAAUGCUGGAAAGACUGCCGAUGCUCAUGAAGUGAUAAGACAGAUGACGGAGAAAGUGAAGCAUGCUGACAUACAUUCAAGAUUCAAAGGACAUAAAGCUUAGUAUCUGUUAACUUAUAGGCAUCAACUUUUGAUCUGGUUAACUGAGACCAAUGACCUGCUGUUUGUUCAGCUGAUUAGAAGCUGGAGAAAUGAAAGCAAGGAACAGCAGCUUAUAGAAAUUGCCAACAAUAGCCAGUGAUGCAGUAAUUUCUUGUGUUGCUUUCUGUUCACAUGCUUAAGUUGGUUGCUUUUCUGUGGCUUCAGAGACAGCCAUUUAAUUUGCUGCCACAUUCCGGAUGAAGAUUGGAAAGCUUAUAUUCUUUUAUUGUCAGGUUAUUAUUAUGGUUCAUUUGUUGGCUUGAUAUUUUGUACUGUGUUCAUAAAUGACAGGCAUAUCUGUCAUUAUGCAGAAUGGGAGCUCCAAGUCCAAACAGUUAGCUUAGGAUGCUAUGCACUAAUGCAAAUUUCAUCUAGCAUGAGAUAUUUUUAAUUUUUAUUGCAGAUUCCUAUGCUGUUAGGCAUAUUGAAGUUUAUAACUUCAUAGUAGAUAACAACUCUUCUUGGCCUAAAAACACUAUCAUCUGUAUAAUCAAAUGGCAUUGAAGAUAAAGUACAUGAUUACGUGUUUAUUUUUCUCUUUUUUGAAUGCCACUUUCCAAAGUGGUAGUUACUAGUUAGUGUUGCUAUAAUUGUUGACAACUAAUUGCAAUUGCUUUUGUUGUUCACCAAUUUCCAUCUUUUUUCAUUAGAAAAUUUUCCUAGUUAGGAAUCACAAAUGUCAGAUUCAAUUGUUUUUUUCAAGGGUUCCUCCUCUUCAAUCUCCUACAUACAAAUUUUGGCUUAAUUUUCUCUGAUUUGUCAUGCUAAGUGAUUCUUAUGUAGGCCACUUUAGUGCAGUGUUUCAGGUACAUAGUCUCAAGUCUUUCCAAACUUUUUGAAGAUAAUUUGAAUGGGACACAAAUUGCACAUAAAGCUGGCAAAUUAUCUGUAUUUUUGGGUGUACUACUUUUUUACUGAUAUGAGAAUUGGACUUGAUUAGCUUCAACAUCUAUUGUUCAACGCAAUUUUAAAAAAAGAAUAGCUUUAUUCCUCACUCAUCCCUAAGGCUCUUUUUUCAUACCCCCUCCCCUUUUAACUAUUAGUAUUAGGUUUAUUUUUGAAACUGCACUCACAAAAAUUAUAACUUUGUUCUUGCAGUUAAACAUUAUACAGGAUAAUACGGCUUCAUAGGGUUGAGGUUAUUCAAUUUUUCUGCUGAUGGGAUUGGCGACUCAGAAUCCUGAACGUUAGUAUGUACAUUCAUCGUCCAGGUCCAGGGGCUCAUGUAUCUGCCUUUGUAUUUUUUAUUUUUUUUACCAUUAUUCUUGAUUGAAUUGGUCAGUUACAAAUGAACAGAAUAUUACAUACUUGCCGUUUGGCAUGCCCCUAUACUUACAUUCAAGAUACAAUAGCCGAAUUGGACAAUUGGUCAUGCAAUUUUUUUUUGGUUACUAGAUUCCCCUAGGGGCUAGGACCCAGGGAGGAAGAAUAAAAAUUCAAUGUUUCAUAGUUGGGUGUUGCACCCUACUGCGAAGCAAGAACUCUUGAAACUUUGAACUUAUUUUUCUCAUCCAAGAAAACAAACUUUAAAUUCUUGAAAA
Molecule: messenger RNA, 3434 nt
Organism: Glycine soja
Lineage: Eukaryota; Viridiplantae; Streptophyta; Magnoliopsida; Fabales; Fabaceae
Product: pentatricopeptide repeat-containing protein At3g60050-like
Exons: 2
Coding region: 413-1855 (480 amino acids)
Molecular function (GO): protein binding
Source: RefSeq, a predicted model, not a curated record